AUGGGCAACUCUUGCAGGGGGUCCUUCGGGAACAAGGGGUUUCUGGGUUACCCGGAACCCGCUGAUCGUUCUUCCGCCGCCAGAAGCAGCAGCCGCCACCACCACUCCGAUCUCAACUCCGCCAAAUCCGACGACAGCAACCCGCCGCCGCCGCCGCCGCCGCCCAAGGAAUCCCCCGCCGCCCCCGUGAGCUCCACCAUGCGACGUGGGUUUGACCCCCAGACUAACUACGUUCUAGGGCACGCCACUCCCAAUCUCCGGGACCUGUACACGCUCGGCCGGAAGCUGGGUCAGGGGCAGUUCGGCACCACCUAUCUCUGCACGGAGAUCUCCACGGGGAUCGACUACGCCUGCAAGUCCAUCUCCAAGCGGAAGCUGAUCUGCAAGGAGGACGUGGAUGAUGUUCGCAGGGAGAUCCAGAUAAUGCACCAUCUCUCUGGCCAUGAGCACGUCGUCUCCAUCAAGGGCGCCUACGAGGACUCCCUCUACGUCCACAUCGUCAUGGAGCUAUGCGCAGGCGGGGAACUCUUCGAUCGGAUUGUUGAGAGGGGGCACUACAGCGAGAGGAAGGCGGCGGAGCUGAUCAGGAUCAUCGUCCGGGUCGUGGAGGCCUGUCACUCCCUCGGCGUCAUGCACAGAGAUCUCAAGCCGGAGAAUUUCUUGCUCGCGAACAAGGACGACGACUCCUCCCUCAAGGCCAUCGAUUUCGGACUCUCCGUAUUCUUCAAGCCCGGUAAGGUCGGCGGGAUUCCGGCAACUGGGUCUUCUUCUGAUCGCUUCUUUGACGUGAAUCCUAGACGCUCUCUUUCUUUUCAUAUCAGAGAGUGGUUUUUCGCCGGAGAUUGUGAGGACGAGAAAGAGAGCGUCCUCACAAUCUCCGGCGAAAAACCACUCUCUGAUGUGAAAAAUCUGUUCUUCCACUUAACCACUUCUCCAAAGCUCUCUAUAAAACCGACCCAUCGCAUUAAUCUGUUUUUCCUUUUCUGGGUUUCGCCGCGUUCGUCUCUGUCACUGCAUUUGCAUAGUUUUCUGUGAUUAUCAGGUCUUUGUCUCAAGGUAUACCUCAUCUCCUCAGCGUGGUUGCUUGAGCAUCCAUCAAAACUGACCAUUCCUGCCCUCCUUGACGCCUCCAGGCCAGGUCUUCACAGAGGUGGUGGGGAGCCCGUACUACGUCGCUCCUGAGGUUCUCUUGAAGCACUACGGCCCCGAGGCAGACAUAUGGACGGCGGGAGUGAUACUCUACAUACUCCUGUGUGGUGUUCCCCCCUUCUGGGCAGGCAUGAUCUCCAUGAUUUUUCUGUCCAGAGGUUGAUAAGAUAGAAAAAAAAAAGGGGGUAUAAAUCUGCCAUGGGCUGAAUGCGAUGUGGUUGACUUUUUCAGAGACCCAGCAGGGGAUAUUCGAUGCGAUCAUCAAGGGGGUCAUUGACUUUGCAACAGACCCAUGGCCCCGAAUCUCUGACAGUGCCAAGGAUCUCAUCAGGAGGAUGCUCAGCUCUCAUCCUGCUGAUCGCCCGAAUGCCCACGAAGUAUUAUGUAAGCUUGCUGGUGGACUCCGUCGGAUGAGGAUGGAUGUUUCUUUCAUUAAUCAUAUUUAGACAGCUCCAGCACCGAUGAUUUGUCGCAUUUCAAACCGACAGAGAUGCAUUAAUCACUAUUAAUGAUGGUCAAAGCCGAAAAAUAUCACCAUAUUAACUGCUGUGAGAUGCGAUUCCUUGCCUCUGUGAUUCUUUUAGGUCACCCAUGGAUCUGCGAGCAUGGAGUUGCUCCUGAUCAGGCGCUGGAUCCUGCUGUUCUCUCUCGACUCAAGCACUUCUCCGCUAUGAACAAGCUGAAGAAGAUGGCCCUGCGGGUGAGUAUCCAUCAUUCUUAUACAUCUACAUGCAAAAUGAUCACAUCGGUGGUUGAAUGGCAGUAUAGUGGCAUAUCCCAAGGGCUUAUUAUUAUUAUUAUUACUAUGAUUAUCAUCUUAAUCAAGAAGGCUUCUGCAAGCUCAAUUAGGCAUAAUUGUACAAUUGAGGAAAGGGGUAGAUCUUGUGAGAUAAUUAUAUAAUUUUUUUGUGCUAGAGUAAUUAUGUUGAUGGAUGGAAAGCUCGUCCAGUGGGAUUGUAUUAUCAGUAAUGAUCUUCUGGUUUUUGUGACUGACAGAUUGGUAGAAAACUCUGAACCAAGCUAGCAAAAUUACAUCAGCAUCGAGAGAAAAAAUCAUCUAAAUAUACGCUUAAAUGUUUCAACAGUGAGUAAUAUUCUUCAAAAGUGUUGCCUCCAGGAGAACUGCUCAUGGCCUCUUACAGAGCUUUGAAUAGAAAUGGGAAGAGGAAGCUGGGGAGGAUGGGAAAACUGAAUUGAAGAAGCAGGGUGUCUUGUUCUAUUAGCAAGCUUUAGCUGUGUUUCUGUCACCCUCUUCUCAGCUCCUUCCCUAGUAGCCUUGGUCACUGGAGAUCUCUCUCCCUACCUUGACCAGGUGAUCGCCGAGAGUCUCUCAGAGGAGGAGAUUGCAGGCUUGAGGGAGAUGUUCACAUCCAUGGACACCGACAACAGUGGGGCGAUCACCUUUGACGAGCUCAAAGCCGGUCUAAAGAGAUACGGGUCAACUAUGAAGGAGUCCGAGAUCCGGGACCUCAUGGAUGCAGUAAGUCAACCUCCUCAUGGAUGCUCUCCUCUUCUCAUACAUGGAUGGCCGCUUAGAACCGGGACAUGGGUCUGCCCAAUUCCCUAUUUCUAGCAGAGCCGUGGCUGUCGGGGCCCGUUGGGCCAAUGAUUUAUCUCUGGGUUUUCUAAUUUUCGGGCCAAGGAUGGUUGCCCCGCCCGUUGGCAAAAACCCCUGCUUGGAACCUGAUCUGCUCGUGCAUUGUGACGGCCACUGUGGAUUCAGUGUGAUGUGGACAACAGCGGCACCAUUGACUAUGGGGAGUUCAUCGCCGCCACUCUUCACCUCAACAAACUGGAGAGGGAGGAGCAUCUGGUGGCGGCAUUCUCAUACUUUGACAAGGACGGCAGCGGCUACAUCACCGUCGACGAGCUUCAACAGGCCUGCAAGGAGCACAACAUGACCGACUUCCCCAUCGAGGACAUCAUCAAAGAAGUGGAUCAAGACAAUGUAAGUAUGGAAGGAUUUUGCCCAGGUAGCCCCAAUGGUGGGAUUGGGCCCUUGUGGGUCCAUGUUCCAGAGUGGGCGCCCCGUUUUAACUCUCUCUCUAAAAAAAAUGGGAUUUUGAUCUUGUUGGUUCGUGUUUCAGGACGGUCGGAUCGACUAUGGGGAGUUUGUGGCGAUGAUGCAGAAGGGGAACAUGGGGCUCGGCAGGAGAACAAUGAGGAACAGUCUCAACGUGAGCAUGAGGGAUUCCCUUGCUAGGUCAUGA
Messenger RNA from Spirodela intermedia, 3359 nucleotides. NCBI's taxonomy places the organism in Eukaryota, Viridiplantae, Streptophyta, Magnoliopsida, Alismatales, Araceae. The record is from the annotation of a GenBank genome assembly.